AUGACCAAGUUUACGACCAAGACCCUGAUACAUUUGAAGGAUGUCUAUGGGGACUGUUUCAGAAGAGGAAAGGUGGUCCAGAUCAACCCUACAGAGAAGACAGUCAGUCUGGAAGAUGGCAUCAAGAUCUCCUAUGAUUACCUGAUCAUAGCCACCGGAAGCAGUAAUCCGUUCCCAGGAAAGAUCACCGAUGACACGUCCAACCAAGAAUGCCAUGAUCUCUACAAAGAUGCAUUUGAGAAGGUUAAAGCAGCUCAGAGGAUCACCGUCAUAGGUGGAGGAGCGAGUGGUGUGGAGCUCGCUGGUGAGAUUGCUACUGACUUUCCCGAGAAAGAUGUCACUUUGAUCCACUCCAGAGAUACCUUACUUGAAACAGCCGUGAGUCUGAAGCUUAGAAAUAUGGUGAAGAAGCAGCUUCUUGAUCUGAAAGUCAAUCUCGUCAUGGGCGAGAAGGUAUUAGACCUUGCUGAAAUACCCACAGACCUAUCAGGAGGAUUUCGUGAAGUUAAGACUGAUAAAGGAACGGUUGUACCUGCUGACCUUGUCUUCAUCUGUAUUGGGAUGACUGUUAACAAGAUGGCAUACGCCGACAGUUUAGCCAGUGCAAUGGAUGAACGAGGUGCGCUUCGCGUGAAUCCGUACUUUCAAGUUGAAGGGUAUGAUGACAUCUUUGCGAUAGGAGACUGCUGUACAGCAAACCUCCAGAAGAUGGCUAAUAAAGCUAAGGCACAUGGUGAAUCAAUUGCAAGAAAUAUACCAAUGAAUGCUGAUGGCAAAGCAAUGAAACCUUACAAAUCACCCGGUGUCAUAUACGCUGUCUCUGUUGGUCGCAAUAAGGGAGCAAUCCAACUCGGCAACACUGUCAUCGGCUCUUGGUUUGUCAAGCGAAUGAAAGGCAAGGAUAUGUUUGCGAGUAGGCUAUGGAAUGAGGUUGGAUUAACUGUUCCCAAAUUAUAAAUUUAUAUAUAAUUUAAGUGUAUAUCAGUGUAAAAUAUUAUAUAAUGCACUAUGUAUAUAUACGGUUUGAUUUAGUGUCUUUUGGAAGAUACAGGCAAAAUAUUCUGCAAAAACUGAAGUUUCCCUUCCAUCGGUUUUAUUCACUUUGCAGUUGAUCAUGACUCUACCGCAGAUAUUCAAUUGGCAUUUUCCAUGAAAGUAUCGUUAGAAUUAAUCACGGAGGGAUGUGGAAUCAUCCUCACAUUUCAAUAAAAGUAGACAAUAGUUUGUUUAGAGCCAUUAAAAACAGCAUCCCUUUGAUCAUGUCGAUAGCAUAGUUGAGGCCCGAACUACUUCGAUGAUGAUAGCAUCAUGUUGGCGUAAUCGUUUGUGAACGUGCAUCUUCAUUAUAAGAAAGCAAUAAUUUAUAGUUUAAUUAUCAAUCACUUCAAAAAGCCAUAAUAUUUUGUGAAAACAAUGACAAGGCACGGUAGAUAUACAGAAGUGACAGUAAAGUGAUCUACCAGAUAGAAAUAGAAGUGUUUUAUUCUUAUUUCGUAAUUAACAGUUCCAAACGAAUUACUAUAAUUAUACAAAGCUCAAAUUAGUUUAAAUAUGAUGUACGUCAUGCAUAAGUUUUGCUUAUACACUGUAUUACUUAGUCUACAAUUUAUUACUGAAAUAUUAUAUUUAACGAUCAAAAUGAUUGAACAUUUCAUUAUUUUGAUCCCUUAUGGUAAGAAAUUAUAUUAUAAGUAUUGUGUUACAUAGCACAGCUGGCACAUUCAUAUAUAUAAAAAAUAUAUAUUUAUUUGCCAGAGAGUGGAGGAAAUAUUGAAAGACAUUUAAUUUUUGUAUGUUCUAUUGUAUUUUAUUCUUACAUCUGCAUUAUCGUCUAGGCCUAUGAGGCAUUUUAUUGGUGUUGUGUUUGAAUAUUGCUCCUCGUGGGCGGUAGUUUGUAAAACAUUAAGCUUUUCAAGAGUUUCAUACAGGGUAGCUAUUGUCAAGACCUUAGAUUAUUCCAAAGAAAUAUUUAUAAGUUGCCGAGAUUCAAAAGGUGAAUUUAUUGAACUAUUUUCAGGAGCUAACAUAAUGAUAACAUAACAGCAAGAAAGCAGAGUUUCCCGUACAAUAUUCUAUGGAUACUGUAAGUUCCAUCAUGGCCCAUCAUAUUUAAAAAGGUAUAUUAUUUUGUGGUGUCCAGUUUGUGAAUGUGGUUGUUCCUGAGAUCAUGUUCUAUUUUGUUAAUUGACUUUGUUACGUGUUUCUUUUCUAAUUUAGUGAAAAAUAAAUGUGAUCCGGGUAAGAGAAUGCGAUUUUUAUUUCACAUUACCUUAUAUUCUAGACUUUAUUUUCAAAACGGAUUUUAAAUGACUUCUUAUUUAUUGUGUAUUCUUUUGUUCCCAAUAUACCCCUUUUGGGAAAAAAAAAGUAUGAAUUAUUACUCAAGAAGCAAUGACAUCCUUGACCUGUUAAUUGACUGUAUAUUCCAACCUGUCUCACAAGCAGGAUGACUUUAACAUGAUUAUUGUUUUUUUAGUAACCACAAUCCAGGUUACCACGACCAUGCAGACUUGUGGUAAAGUAGAAGAUAUUAAAUACGAUCAAGCACUUGUUGCUGAAAAUGAAACGGUUUAAAGUAACCUUCGACUGGAAGAUCAAAGCAGCAUGGCCAUAUACACGGGCAACACAGGCCAAGCUGUUUUGAAUGUAUAAAUACUUAGGACAUUACAGGGUAUAGGACCUAUUAGUCAAACCUAAUGGUUUUGUUUGAAAAAAAAAUCCAUCAAUAAAUGGCAAACAAGUUGAAGUGAAA
This is a messenger RNA of Lytechinus pictus (painted urchin), 2752 nucleotides long. RefSeq names its product ferroptosis suppressor protein 1-like. Lineage: Eukaryota; Metazoa; Echinodermata; Echinoidea; Temnopleuroida; Toxopneustidae. Gene Ontology annotation, cellular component: cytoplasm. Bases 1 to 957 code for a protein of 318 amino acids. The record is from RefSeq and is a predicted model, not a curated record. Gene Ontology annotation, molecular function: flavin adenine dinucleotide binding; electron-transferring-flavoprotein dehydrogenase activity. The transcript has 6 exons.